Messenger RNA from Sparassis crispa, 1101 nucleotides. RefSeq lists its product as hypothetical. NCBI's taxonomy places the organism in Eukaryota, Fungi, Basidiomycota, Agaricomycetes, Polyporales, Sparassidaceae. The transcript has 20 exons. The record is from RefSeq and is a predicted model, not a curated record. Bases 1 to 1101 code for a protein of 366 amino acids.
AUGCUGAGUCCGUUGCAAGGCACCGUUAUCUACGCCUGCUUGUCAGACAGAUAUAAGAGCCCAAUCCGUAAUCGUGAGAGAAACGCUACGGCUAUGUCUUCCGCACAAGGAGCAGAGUUGCAAACACUAGUUCGAACUCUUUCUACGCUUCAGCGUAUCUACUUCUCCUCAGUUGCAGCUCUCGCGUGGCUGGUCUUCGACAUCACUAUCACCCUGGGAGAGGAGUAUGAAUUCAUUUGGAAAGCGAGAUGGUCCUUCCCAAAAGUGCUGUACCUAGCCGCUAGAUAUUACGGGCUAUUCAAUUUGGCUUACUACAUCAGCGUUCGACUGUUUCAGAAGACUAGUAAGGUUUCAUUUACCUCUCAUGAGCUUGGGAAUGAUCAUGUUCCAAUUAGCUGCCGGGCAUGGGUUUGGUUUGAUGGCUUCAGUAACUCGGUUUUUUUCACUACCACUGUUAACAUGCUCUUUGUAUUGCGGGUGCAUGCUCUGUACGAAAAGAAGAAGACAAUGCUAGCUUUUCUUUUAUUCUUGUUCUUUGCGGAGUUUAUUGUUGAGGUGAUAUGUACGGCACUCACCGUGCAUUCUGUGACAAUCAACGAUAGGACGCCCGGCUUACCUAUCCUUGGCUGUUCGAGUUCAACUGUCCCUCAUUGGACUUUGAUGUCAUGGAUUCCGUGUCUCAUUGUGGCUUGUAUAUUCUACAUACUAACCGCAUACAAGUUGGCCAAAAAUAUGGACGUCCACAAUUGGUUCAAUCUGAAGCUAUUCUUGUCACGUCUACAUGCCCAUCCUUUGAUGGAUGUUUUCUAUCGGGAUGGAAGUAUAUUCUUCGGCAUGAUUUUUCUUGUGAUCCUCUUGAACACAGUGUUCAAUGUGAUCGGAGGAACGUACCUCGAAAUUGGAGCCCCCUGGCUUUCUGCAACGUAUUCCGUAGCAGGUUCGCGGCUGGUUCUGAAUCUCAAGACGAUAAGCGCAUCGCCCAAUUCCACGCUUGAGAUGCGCAGCUUCUCUGUGGCCCCAGGGACAUUCAGAGCUGCUUCGAAUGUGCAUGACGGUACGGAAACCUAUUCCAUCCCAUUGCACCGGCGCUCGGAGCAUUGA